AAUUUACAUUCAAAUGUGAGUACCAUUUUGCAAACAAGCUUAGAAAAACAUGGAACAAGUCAAGUUUCUGAAAUGUUUUGGAAGUUUUCCAAAACUUGAUAAGUUUACAAUUGUUAACAAACGUUUCACACUCUCCUUUUUAAUGUGUAUUGGAUUUACAAUAAUGUCUUCUGGAAUUUUGUUGACUCAUGGAAACAGAUGUUUGAAUUCAUCGCAUGGAGAGAUUGAUGAUCCGUUCGUACACCUCUCAAGUUUUUUUAUAGGCUACAUAAUAAUCCAAGUUCCAGCUGCUUGGGUUAGUUUAAAAUUCACACCCAUAAUUUGGUUUGGCCGAACUAUUUUUGUCUACGCAAUUUUAUUAUUUGCAGUAGCGUUAUUUGCAAAUCUUGGUUACGUAUUUCUGGUAGUAUUGAAAUUCUUUGAAGGUGCGUUAUCAGGAAUAGCAUUUAUAGUAUGCAAUGCAGCUUGGAAAAAUUGGACACCUGCUGCUGAACGGUCUACGUUACUCACAUUCGCUUUAGCUGGAGGUUAUCUAGGUGAUUUCUUUGGGAUAUUAAUGUCUAUAUUUUGUACAUCAAUACCAUCUUGGAGGUUAAUAUGUUGUAUGAUUGGGAGUUUUGGUAUAAUAUGGUGGUUAGUUUGGGAGCGUACAGUAUAUGAAACACCAAAUAAACAUCCAACCAUAAGUGAUGAAGAACUUAAUCAGAUCCAUCCAAUUAUUGCACAAGAAAUACGACCAACUGAAAGUGUAUCAUUCAAACAAAUUAUUUUGUCAACGCCGUUUCUAGUACUGCUAGCUGUUAAUAUUGUUAGAUCUUGGAAUGCUAGGUUUUCAAGGUAUCUUGCAGAGGAUAUCAUCAUUAUUAGUUUUAUAAAAUUCACUUCAUUUCCAUUAUCGGGAUAUUUGGCUGAUGUUUUGGUACGAAAAACAUCAUUAACAAGAACAAAUGUUCGCAAAUUAUUCAUUGUUGGUGUCACUUUGUUGGAAGCUGUUUAUUUCUUUACAUCAAUGUAUCAUGACCAUUUAAACAAGGGAAGUUGGUUAUACUUGAUUUCAUUUUUAAUGCAUAUACUAUAUGAUGUCGCAUUUAGUGCAGUCAGCAUAAAUGCUGUCGAUAUAGCACCAAGUCAUGCUGGUGUUACAGUUGCCAUAACGAAUAUUAUUUCACAUAUUAUCACCACAUUUCGGUACAAUAUUUAUGUUCUUCUGAAGGAAAUAGGUUGGAAUGAUGUGACAAAUUACAUUGCAAUUGUUGGACAUUUAAUUGUUGGAGUAGUAUUUGGAAUCUAUGGUACUGCAGAACCUGUCACCGUGAAAGGACAAUAAAACUUACUAUUUAUAGAUAGAUUUUCUAAGA
Chrysoperla carnea is the source of this 1358-nucleotide messenger RNA. RefSeq names its product vesicular glutamate transporter 1-like. The record is from RefSeq and is a predicted model, not a curated record. Gene Ontology annotation, biological process: monoatomic anion transport; transmembrane transport. The coding region runs from base 50 to 1327 and encodes 425 amino acids. Gene Ontology annotation, molecular function: transmembrane transporter activity. NCBI's taxonomy places the organism in Eukaryota, Metazoa, Arthropoda, Insecta, Neuroptera, Chrysopidae. The transcript is spliced from 6 exons.